Polistes canadensis is the source of this 1742-nucleotide messenger RNA. RefSeq names its product protein HEXIM1-like. NCBI's taxonomy places the organism in Eukaryota, Metazoa, Arthropoda, Insecta, Hymenoptera, Vespidae. Gene Ontology annotation, biological process: negative regulation of transcription by RNA polymerase II; negative regulation of cyclin-dependent protein serine/threonine kinase activity. The record is from RefSeq and is a predicted model, not a curated record. Gene Ontology annotation, molecular function: 7SK snRNA binding; cyclin-dependent protein serine/threonine kinase inhibitor activity. Gene Ontology annotation, cellular component: nucleus; nucleoplasm; cytoplasm. The transcript is spliced from 2 exons. The coding region runs from base 228 to 1484 and encodes 418 amino acids.
AAGAGGAGGGAGAACAUGAUAGAAUACAAGUAGAAACGUUUGAUAGUGGGGAGAAAAAGCGCCCUCUUUUAGCAAGCAUCGAAGCGUUAGCACGUCGCCCUUGCUAUCGCACAGAAUCACGGAUAAAUCAAACAUGGCGAUUCAGUCGAUGUUUACGGUCAAAUCGUACGAAACGUAGUUGUGAUAACAGGAAGACUGCUGUGCAUAAGAUAGUGCUUUUAACGGUGAUGAGUACUUGUGCCACCGUAAAUCGACCGAUUUUGGUUAAUAUAACGAAUAUGGAGGACCAGAAUUUGGAAAAAGCGACGGACGCUAUACAAGAGAUCGGAGUACACGACGCGAAGGGCGUUAAAGAGGUUUCGACGCCUGCGACGUCAUCACUUCUGUCUUCAAGGCAAGUGUCGCGAUCUAUCGGCGAAAAUGCUGAUAGUAAGCCCCGUUACAACGUUAAAAACUGGCCUAAAUCUUUGCUUCGAAAAUCUGGUAAAUUUGAAAGUGGCAGUGGUAGCGGAGAGCAAGAUGUUGGAAUGCAAGAGGAUGGCUUAGAUGUAGUUACGAAGAAAAAGAAGACUCGUAGAGGGAAAUCUAAGCAUAAAAAAUUAAAACCAUAUUUAAAACAGCUAGCAUGUUUUCAACGAAAACCAUGUUGUAGAUCCAUGGGAAAAGUUUUAAAAAUUAGUAGACAGAUCCGAGCACCUUAUAAUACAACGCAAUUUCUUAUGAACGAUCAUAGCGAUUUGCCUGAUAUUGAUCAAAAAUUAUCCAUAGCCACAUCUACAGAUUUUGGAGUUACUACUUUUCAGAAACCUCCACCACCUCGUACUAGAGAUUCCAGCUUUAGCGUUGAUUCUGACGAAGAUUACUUUUUUUCUUCUCCAGAGGAUGAAGAAGAAUUUUUAUCUAAAAAUUUCUCUAGCGCAUACGAAGACCUUCAUGCGGAAAGACUGAGCACUUUGAGUAAAUCAGAAUUACUAGAAGAGUAUUUACAAUUAGAGGCCAAAGUAGACUUACUUACGAAAAGAUUACGUGGGAAAAAUAUCAAUCAGACGGAAGAAAAAGAUAAUAUAGACGAUAAGAAUAAUGGAGCGAAUAUUAUAGAAUUGGAUAUAGCAAAAAAAUUAAACAUUUUUCAGCAACGAAUAGAUGACUUAGUAAAACAAAAUGAAGAACUAAAAAAAGAUAAUGAAGCAUUAAGAGCACAAAGGAAUGAUAGCUCUGCAUCUAGCAUAGACAGUGAAAGCGAUAGUGAUAGUACAAGUAUUGGAAAUCGUAGUAUAUGCAGUUCUUUCAAGAAUCCAGAUUCUUCUCCAGAACGUGUACCGUGCAGUUGUAGAAAUAUCAGUGAUAAAAAUAGUAGCUCCGGGUGUAUUUUUGACAGUAAGAGUGACUGUUCUGAUAUUAUUCGUUGUAAAACUCCAUUGUCUCCAAUUGUUCUUACAAAAAGACAUGUAAUUAUUAAUGAAAUGGAUGGCCUACCGAUAUAAAUUUUGUUUGUUGCUGAGACAGUCUACAUAAUAAUAAUUCUGUGCAUCUAUAUUGACUGACAAGUUAUCUUUCUUCUAAUGCUGAUCAUUAUAAAUUUUAGACUUUUAUCUAACUCACAUUUUGAAUCUAUAAAUUACCUUCCUUUUAUUCUUUAAGACUGCCUCAUGUAUACAAUAUAUAUGUGUAUAAUAAUAUGUAAAAUACAUAAGUAAUUAUCAUUAUAAAAACAGUUCAGUUUUGCUAUCUGUUUGCAUCGG